Messenger RNA from Trichosurus vulpecula (common brushtail), 2935 nucleotides. RefSeq names its product cytochrome P450 2J2-like. Gene Ontology annotation, molecular function: iron ion binding; oxidoreductase activity, acting on paired donors, with incorporation or reduction of molecular oxygen, reduced flavin or flavoprotein as one donor, and incorporation of one atom of oxygen; heme binding. NCBI's taxonomy places the organism in Eukaryota, Metazoa, Chordata, Mammalia, Diprotodontia, Phalangeridae. Gene Ontology annotation, cellular component: intracellular membrane-bounded organelle; cytoplasm. Bases 210 to 1718 code for a protein of 502 amino acids. The transcript is spliced from 9 exons. The record is from RefSeq and is a predicted model, not a curated record. Gene Ontology annotation, biological process: xenobiotic metabolic process.
GCGAGGCCAGCACUCCCUGGAGCUCUCAUUGCCUGCCUUAUAAAGUCAGCCCAGGAAGUUUCUCCAAGGGGACAAACAACUUGAGUUUUGUCCCUCAUCCGAACACUUCUCCUGGUAGCCACAUAACUGCUGCUGUUGCUGAAGGAAGAGGAAGAAGGAGAGGAAGGAGGGGCUUGACUUUUCUGGCCUUGGUACCAGAGCUGGGAAACAUGCAGGUUUCUCUGGGAACUGUGCUCCCUGCCCUUUGGGAAAGAUCUUCCCUGCAGACCCUGUUUCUCUUCUCUGCCAUCUUCCUGAUCCUGGCACAGUAUCUUCAGAGGAGGAGGCAGCAUCUCAAUUACCCCCCUGGCCCUCCUGGGUUGCCCAUAUUGGGCAACUUCUUCCAGAUGGACCGUAGUAAACCGCACAUUUCCAUGCAAAAGCUUGCCAAGAAAUAUGGAAAUGUUUUCUGCAUGCAUCUGGGAAAUCUUACCUUUAUGAUGGUUACGGGAUUACCACUGAUCAAGGAGGUCCUAGUUAACCAAGGCCAUGUGUUUAUUGAUCGUCCCAAAGUUCCUGUCCACUUCCAUGUCGUUAAAUCAUUUGGCUUAAUAAUGUCUAAUGGCCAAGCAUGGAAACAGCAAAGAAGAUUUGCCUUGAUGACCCUAAGGAACUUUGGUUUUGGAAAGAAGACCCUGGAAGACCGGAUCCGGGAGGAGGCCAGGUAUCUCACUGAGGCUAUCAGGGAGGAAAAAGGACAGCCGUUUGACCCCCACUUUCAGAUCAACAAUGCUGUUUCCAAUAUCAUCUGCUCCAUAACUUUUGGGUAUCGCUUUGAAUACCAUGAUUCUCAGUUUUGGGAGCUGCUGAAGAGUUUGGAUGAUAUCUUGGUGCUUGAAACCAAGUGGCAGUGUCAGCUCUUCAAUAUCUUUCCUUGGGUAAUGAAAUUCCUGCCAGGAUCUCACCAGAAGCUCUUUAGAGAAUGGAAGAAGGUAGAAUCCUUUGUAGAAUGUGUCAUCAAACAACACAAGAAAGAUCUGAACCCAGAGGAGACCCUGGACUUCAUUGAUGCUUACCUGAAGGAGCUGUCCAAGGAUGAUAUCCAUUCUAGUUUUGAAGAAAAAAAUUUAGUCUUAUGCACCCUGGACCUCUUCUUUGCUGGAACAGAAACAACGUCAGCCACUCUGAGGUGGGCACUGCUGUAUAUGGCCCUUUAUCCGGAGAUCCAAGGUAAAAUACAAGCUGAGAUUGACCAGGUGAUUGGCCAAUCAAGGCAGCCCACCAUGGCUGAUAAGGAGAAUAUGCCCUACACUAAUGCAGCCAUUCAUGAGGUUCAGAGAAUGGGUAAUAUUGUUCCUUUCAAUGUGCCCAGGGUGGCCACAGUUGAUACCACAGUGGGUGGAUACCACGUGCCAAAGGGUACCAUAGUGAUGACCAACUUGACUGCCUUGCACCGUGACCCCAAAGAGUGGGCUACCCCAGAAACUUUCAACCCAGAACAUUUUUUGGAGAAUGGACAAUUUAAGAAGAGAGAGGACUUUCUUCCUUUCUCAACAGGGAAGAGGGUCUGCCUGGGAGAACAGCUGGCUCGGACUGAGCUCUUCCUUUUCUUCACUUGCCUGCUUCAGAAAUUCACAUUCCAGGCUCCCCCAAACACCCAGCUGAGCUCAGAAUCCGAAAUUCGAGCAACCAGCGCUCCUGUCUCUUACAAAAUCUGUGCCCUUCCUCGAGGGAUGUAGGCCAGGCUAGGCCUGUAGGGUGGUCUUCUGAGGGGGGAGGGGAAGGACUUUGACCCAUCCUCAUCCUCCAAGGGGUCACCUACUUCACCCUUUGGUGUUUAGGUGUGGAAAGGGAGAGAAGUCAAGUGGGAGAGAAAAGGAGAAAGAGGCAAAGGGAGGUUAUUUGUCACCCAAUUUAAACCUUCUCACUCAGAAAAAGGAUGGGUAUUAAUCCCACCAAAAGGAAAGCACAAAAGAGUCCUUACUGGACUUAGAUUCCAAGAAUCUGGGCUCAAAUCCCAACCCUGCCACUUACAAGCUGUAUAACAUUGGGCAUGUGAAACCUCUGCCUCAUUAUCUCCAUCUAAAAUGAGGAGGAACAGGAUCUCUAAGGUCCCCUACAACUCCAAAUCUAAAACUUUUUGAUACUAUAAACACAGAACCAAUGCUUUUCCUCUCCUGCCUCAAACAGUGUGGCUAGAAAGGCUUUUUUGUUAGUUUGGUUACUUUUUGGUCUGCUGCUCUUGUAAUUCAUACACUGGGUGGGAUUUUGGGGGAAGGUUCAGAGAGUUUGUGUGAGUUAUAGGGGGCACCCACAGGCUGAUGAAGAUGAUCCUUAGAGAUCUUUAUAGAUUGUAAACUCCUAGUGGGCAGAGAAUGUUUUGUUUUUGUCUUUGGAUCUACAGCAUCCAGCUGAAUGUCCAGAAUGGAGAAGGAGCCCAAUAUAUUCUUGCUGAUUAUUGCAUCUCUAAAUCACUCACUUUCAUGUUGAUUACUCCCCUUGAUUUUCACAGUGUGACUUUCAUCAGCUGGUGACCUGGCUUCCUCAUUCCUAUUAAAAACCUUGUUAUAGAGGAUAAUUCAUAAUCAGUUCACUAUUAAUUACAGUGACAUGGGGCUAAGAAUGCCCUCAUUUUGAGAACUGCUGAUCUGUUAGGUUCCCUAUUCCUGUAAAGGUUCCCUGUACUUCUUAGAGAUGGUUUUAUAAGGUACAUUUUCAUGCUGAUGAUGGACAAUCUUGGAAUAGCCCAGCCAAUCAGAAAAUGCAAAUGCCAUGUGAAUCAAUGUGACCAAUGUUCCUCAUUUAUUGUUUAUGUUCUCCUUUCUAAUGUUCCUCAAUUAUACCUAUAAGAUACUCUGGGACUUCAUAAUAGGGUCCUUGUACCAAAUGAGGUUGCCAUAGGGUUAUUUUACUGGCAAAUUGCUAGCCAUUACUAAUAAAGUAAUCACAUUUGGAA